AUGAAAUCUUUGUACCUCCGUCCAGUAAUGUUAUUAUUGCUAUCCCUACUUGUAUUACUCUUCACAAAUUGUGGUGUAGAUGCAUGGAACUUCGGUGAAGUUAUUCCGGUCACUAUUGAUCUGCGACUGCAGCGUGAGGCACCAAACCUCAUGGUAGCACGUGACGACGUGGACGAUGCGGAAGAUAUGGCGGAUAACAUAAAUAACCAAAACGAUAACGAGGGAAUUCCCCCAGCAGGAAUGGCAAGAGGAAAGGUUUACACUCGUCCCUUACCGCCUGAGUUUUGCCCACGGUUUGGAAUCAAUCGCCGCGUACAUCAUCCUGCACAUUCAAUGUUUGAAUACGCACAUAACACAUCGCGUAGCCCAAAACAAUCACUUCAAGAUAUCGCGGUGCGAUUUCAACUAGAGAGAGGUCUUGGUAAGGCCACAGCAUGGAUUCCAUUGUUACAACAGACACUACGACCAUCACCAUUUGCACGGCAACAACCAAUACCAACAGAUGCAGUACCUACAUUGGCCGUAGUACACUUUUACUUUGGAUAUCAGGGUGGGACCUUCAACAAACUCACCACAUUUCGCGUAGAUAUAGAAUACUCAAAAACACCACACGAUGACGUGGAACUUCACUACCACUGGGAUGAACACCGUGCGUACAAUCCACACAGAGCACUUAGUGCCUGUGCCUUUGUUUCCGUCAUAGCCACAGUCGUGAUCCUACACUUCGUUAUCUUGCGCAAUGGAAAAUUCGCCCAAAGGAUAAGAAAAGGGCAAAUAAUAGUACGCAACCACAAGGAAUGA
Molecule: messenger RNA, 801 nt
Organism: Trypanosoma theileri
Lineage: Eukaryota; Euglenozoa; Kinetoplastea; Trypanosomatida; Trypanosomatidae
Exons: 1
Coding region: 1-801 (266 amino acids)
Source: RefSeq, a predicted model, not a curated record